Molecule: messenger RNA, 2022 nt
Organism: Gavialis gangeticus (Gharial)
Lineage: Eukaryota; Metazoa; Chordata; Crocodylia; Gavialidae
Gene: TPST1
Product: tyrosylprotein sulfotransferase 1
Exons: 7
Coding region: 125-1327 (400 amino acids)
Biological process (GO): peptidyl-tyrosine sulfation
Cellular component (GO): Golgi apparatus
Molecular function (GO): protein-tyrosine sulfotransferase activity
Source: RefSeq, a predicted model, not a curated record
GGGAUCUUCGUUGUCCAUUGCAGUCCUGCUUUUAUUGACAAGAGUGGUGCACUCCUGCUGUCCACAUCAUUCCUACUAACUCAUUUUAAGGUCUCGAUUAUCUUAGAUUUAAGAUUUCCAUGGCAUGAAAAUCUGCAGAUCAUCUGGAGGAACAGACCUGGUUGUUUACAGUGACUGUUUUUUCAAAAUGGUUGGAAAACUCAAACAGAACUUGUUACUGGCGUGUCUGGUGAUCAGCUCGGUAACAGUGUUCUACCUGGGGCAACAUGCUAUGGAAUGCCACCACAGAAUAGAAGAACGCAGCCAGCCCGUAAGGAUGGAAAGCGUGAGAACCACUAUGAGAACUGGUUCUGAUUUAAAUACAAAUAAAACCUUUGCUUACAACAAAGACAUGCCUUUAAUAUUUAUUGGAGGGGUGCCUCGAAGUGGCACUACGUUGAUGCGUGCCAUGCUAGAUGCUCACCCGGAUAUCCGCUGUGGGGAAGAGACCAGGGUAAUCCCACGAAUCCUGGCGGUUAAACAGAUGUGGGCUAGAUCAAGCAAAGAGAAAAUCCGACUGGAUGAAGCUGGAGUCACAGAUGAAGUUCUGGACUCAGCUAUGCAAGCCUUUUUGUUGGAAAUCAUCGUGAAACAUGGAGAGCCUGCACCUUAUCUGUGUAACAAGGAUCCUUUUGCUCUAAAGUCCUUAACUUACCUUGCCAGAAUUUUCCCCAAUGCCAAGUUUCUUCUAAUGGUACGGGAUGGUCGUGCAUCGGUGCAUUCUAUGAUAUCUAGAAAAGUCACCAUAGCUGGGUUUGACCUCAACAGCUACAGGGACUGCUUAACUAAGUGGAACCGCGCUAUAGAGACGAUGUAUAACCAGUGCAUGGAGGUUGGUUUUGAAAGAUGCAUGCUGGUACAUUAUGAGCAACUUGUACUGCAUCCUGAAAGGUGGAUGAGAACUCUCUUAAAGUUUCUGCACAUCCCAUGGAACCAAGCAGUGCUGCAUCAUGAGGAAAUGAUUGGGAAAGCAGGUGGCGUGUCUCUCUCUAAGGUUGAAAGAUCUACGGAUCAAGUAAUCAAGCCAGUCAAUGUGGAAGCAUUGUCGAAAUGGGUUGGGAAAAUACCCGCAGAUGUUCUACAAGAUAUGCCAGUGAUUGCACCUAUGUUAGCAAAACUUGGCUACGAUCCAUAUGCCAAUCCACCAAACUAUGGAAAGCCAGAUCAAAAAGUUCUUGAAAACACUAGAAGGGUCUAUAAAGGUGAAUUUCAGCUUCCUGAUUUUCUUAAGGAAGUGCCACAGCCAAAGAAGACAAUAGAAAGGAAAUCCCGUGGCAAGAUAAAAUGAACAUGGAUCAGUAAUACAGAACCUAUGGAGUAGAUGGUUUGAUGGACGUAUCUUGCACAUAAGGAAAGACUGCUGCCUUUUUCAAUGGAAACAACAGUGUAUUGGUCAUCUCGCUCACUUCAGUGAGGUGUACUGUUGAUAGCCUGCUUUUUUUCUCUCAAAAUCUUCUCCCAUUCAUUCCUUUUCAUCCUGUGGUUUUAGUUUUGAUAUUUUUGUUGUUGUGAGCACAUGUAAAACUUUAAGAGUAAAAGCACUUUUUUCUGUUAUGAGGUCGAUGCCCUUCACUGAUGGCAACGUAGUACUGUAUCACGUACACAAAGGUUUUUAAGGUUUGGAAAAAAGCAAAGCAACAACUGAUCUACAUUGAAAUUGCUAAUAGUGGCUCUCUCUCCAUUUAACUGAAGACCGUUGUUUUAAAGGAUUUUUAAAAAUGUUUUAUUUAAAAUCUGGAUUUAAAUGUAUGGAACUUGGGGGGUGGUCUGUACUUGUCUUAAAUGUGUUUUGUGUAUUGCUUUGUUUUAGGGGUGGGGGUGGUAGAAGAGUUGUGCCUGUUUUCAAUUUUAUUGACAUGUGGAACUUGUUAAAUAGCUUUCUUUAAUUAUUUAAAAAUAAUUUCUGAGAUGUUGAUAAAUUACAUGUACAUUUGCAAUUGAUCUUUUGUAUUUUAUUUUUCAAAAUAAAUGCUUUAAAUGUGA